CCCGCCCCCACUCGCAGAAACCUUCACCCAAGCACAGCGAGCCGGAGCGCCAGGUUUCCGAGAACGCCUUCCUGCGCCAGCUCCGGGUAAUCAUUUUCAAAUCAGGAUAUGUGUCAUCGAUUGCCUGAAAAACUGAUAUAACAGAUCGAAUAAUGUAGAUUGAAUGCGGAAGAGGAAAUCGAAGAUAUCCGCUUCAAAGUCAGAAGGACCAGGAGAAAGUUAUUUAAAAACUAGGAAGUGUAGCCACCUGGUAAGGAAGGUAGCAAAUUAGCUAGCGACACAGCUAGCUAUCCAAAAAGCUCACAGAAAACUUUUUUUUCGCUUGGUUGGUGGACUGCUAAAUAAAAAUCUUCCAGCUGGAGCUGCAACUUUAUUUACCCCUGUGUGCGAGGGGUUAGAAUGGAAACGCCCUUCUAUCAUGAUGAUGUAUUGAAUAACGUUACUGCUGGGGGAAUCACAAGCGCCUAUUCAUACGACAGGAUGAUGAAAAAGGAGAUGAGUUUGAAUCUCACUGACCCAAGUUCGAACCUGAAACCGCACCUGAGAGACGCCGAGGGGAUCCUCAACUCUCCGGACCUUGGAUUGCUGAAACUCGGCUCGCCGGAGCUGGAGAGGCUGAUAAUCCAGUCCAACGGCAUGGUAACAACCACGCCGACCUCGCAGUUCCUGUAUCCGAAGUCGGUGAGCGACGAGCAGGAGUUCGCCGAGGGUUUCGUCAAAGCGCUGGAGGACCUGCACAAGCAGAACCAGCUGAACGGCGGCGGUCUGGACCUCAGCACCAGCGCGGCUCCGGUCACCAUGCACCCGGACCUGCCCGUGUACACGAACCUGAACAACUACGGAAACAGCCCGCUGGGCACCACGGUGAACUUCUCCACGGACACCGUGCCCUUCCCGCCGCCUCCCGCGCAUCCCCUGAGCGUGCAGCAGCCGGCGCACGCCCGGCUGCAGGCCCUGAAGGACGAGCCGCAGACGGUCCCGGACAUGCAGAGCUUCGGGGACAGCCCGCCGCUGUCGCCCAUAGACAUGGACACGCAGGAGCGCAUAAAAGCGGAGAGGAAAAAGCUGCGCAACAGGAUAGCCGCGUCCAAGUGCCGAAAGCGCAAACUGGAGAGAAUAUCCCGGCUGGAGGACAAGGUUAAGACCCUGAAGACGCAGAACACCGAGCUGGCCUCCACCGCGAGUCUGCUGCGGGAGCAAGUGGCCCAACUCAAGCAGAAGGUCAUGAACCACGUAAACAAUGGGUGUCAGCUCCUGCCACAUCAAGUGCAAGCUUAUUAAGAGGAGAUCGGGUCGCGCCCCCCGGUCCGCCUGGGUCCGUAUCAGCGCUGAGACUGUUUAUUUACUGACUGUCAUAUCUGCCUUGUCUUUGUACCAAGGACUUCUAUUUCCACCACAGACAUUCAACGAAAGGACACUAUUGAGUGGCACACGUGUAGAUAUUAGCUGAAGACACGUUUACAAAUAUUUUCGAAAAACAUUGUAAAGCUAAAACAAGAUUAUUCUUUCUUAUUUCUCGAGAGAGAAAUAAUUCUCAGCUUUGCAUAUUAUUUGAUAACAGCCUUAUUGAAUUUGAAGAAUUCAUCCAAAAGGGAAAAGUAUUUGCAUGUUAUAGUGACAAACUCGAUGAAUACUCUCGACCAUCAAGGUGUCAUGGAGUGCAUGCCGUUUACAUGUACUAUGCCUUACAUGUUUACAAGCACUUAUAAACAGAAAAAAAAUUCUAUUUUAUACAGAACUUACAUGUACAGUGUCCUGUUUCAGUGUUUUUAAAAUUCGCAGUUUUUAAAUUUUGUUUU
Megalops cyprinoides (Indo-Pacific tarpon) is the source of this 1799-nucleotide messenger RNA. Its product is annotated as transcription factor jun-D-like. The record is from RefSeq and is a predicted model, not a curated record. Gene Ontology annotation, biological process: regulation of cell population proliferation; regulation of cell cycle; regulation of transcription by RNA polymerase II. Gene Ontology annotation, molecular function: RNA polymerase II cis-regulatory region sequence-specific DNA binding; transcription factor binding; DNA-binding transcription factor activity, RNA polymerase II-specific. Bases 400 to 1281 code for a protein of 293 amino acids. The transcript has a single exon. Gene Ontology annotation, cellular component: transcription regulator complex. Lineage: Eukaryota; Metazoa; Chordata; Actinopteri; Elopiformes; Megalopidae.